UAUCUCUCCUGUUAAAUUUGUUACCGGAAGUUAUGGUUGCUAUUGGUUUUAAUUGUUUUUUUUUGUUUUUAAAAUUUAGAGGAGAUCUUACAUAAAAAGGAUUAAGUAACAUUUGGCACAUUUGUCUUGAAUGUGAAACUCACCAUCCCAGAAAUAAAACUUAAAACCAGUUGACAAAAUCCUAGACAAAAUGCCUGAGGAAAAUCUGAAAGUUGCUGUCAGAGUACGGCCUUUUAAUGAAAGGGAAAUAAAAAGAAGUGCUCAAUUGAUAAUCAACAUGACGAACAACCAGACUACCAUCAAAGAUCCAGAAAACUCAAAAGCUGAGCCAAAGAAAUUUGCUUUUGAUUACUCGUACUGGUCCCAUGAUGGGUACAUAGAAAAUAAGGAUGGGUAUUUUUCUCCAAAGGAUAAUCGCUAUGCAGAUCAGAAAAAGGUAUUUGAAGACCUUGGUAAAGGUGUUAUAGACAAUGCUUGGAAUGGUUACAACUGCUCCUUGUUUGCCUAUGGUCAAACUGGCAGUGGCAAGUCCUACAGCAUCGUGGGCUUUGGAAACAACAAGGGGAUUGUGCCUUUGGCCUGUGAGGAGCUUUUUCGUGGCAUUGAGGAGAAACGGAAAGGCUUGGACAAAGAUGCUGAGUUUCAGGUGAGUCUAACUAUGCUGGAGAUUUAUAAUGAGCAGAUUCGGGAUCUUCUCUCAACAAAAGCACCUGUCAAAGGAGGUCUAAAAUUAAGGCAACAUGCUUCAAAAGGUUUUUAUGUGGAGAAUUUGACCAUUGCUCCUGUCAGCAGCUAUACCCAGAUAGAAAGCAAAAUAAAUGACGGUACCAGAAACAGAACAAUAGCUUCAACAAAUAUGAAUGUAACAAGCAGCCGCGCCCACACCAUAGUGGCUAUCACCUUUGUGCAGAAACAAAAAAAUGAUGCUGGUCAGAACAUGACCAAGACAUCAGUCAUCAAUCUGGUGGACUUAGCUGGCAGUGAGAGAGCAGAAAGUACUGGUGCCACAGGGGACAGGCUCAAGGAAGGAUCCGCCAUCAACCUCUCCCUCAGCACUCUAGGCAACUGUAUCAAAGCUCUAGCUGAUCAAUCUGCUGGCAAGAAGAAAAUCAUGGUUCCAUACAGGGACUCAGUGUUGACCAAACUUCUACAAAAUGCACUGGGAGGAAACAGCAAAACUAUAAUGAUUGCUGCGCUUAGUCCAGCUGACAUCAACUACCAGGAAACCCUUUCAACUCUGAGAUUUGCUGACAGAGCGAAGACAAUUAAAACCCAGGCUGUGGUUAAUGAGAGUCCAACUGACAAGCUAAUCAGGGAACUGAAGGAAGAAAAUCAGAAACUGCUGGAGAUGCUGAAAGCUGGGGGUGUCCCUGCAGGGGGAGCUGCAGCAAGCAGUCAAGAAGUGGAAGAGAUGAAAAAACAGUUGGAGGAACAAAUGGCAGCCAAUCAGAGGGAGCUGGAGGAGAUGAAGAAAUCUUGGGAGGAGAGGAUGAAAGAAACACAGGCAGAGUCAAAGGUCAAGCUGGAAGCUGAGAAAAAAAGAAAUGAGGAGAGGAAAGUGACUCCCCACUUGUGGAACCUAAGUGAAGAUCCUGCGCUUACAGCUGUGUUGAUCCACUUUUGCCCAGAAGGUACUGCCAAAAUAGGAAACAAAAAUGCCAGCCCUCCCCCUCAGAUUCUCAUCAAUGGCUUAGGCAUACAAAAGGAACACGCAACUGUAACCAACAAGAAAGGUGUGGUCAGCUUAAAGCCAUGUCCUGGGGCUAAGAUCAUGGUCAAUGGUAAACCCAUUUCAGCAGAAGUACAGCUACAUCAUAAUGACAGAGUUCUACUUGGUCCAAACCAUCUGUUUGUUUUCCAUCACCCACAAGAUGAGGCCAGGCAACAAAAAUCUGGCAAACCUGUGCUACAACCAACCUAUGACAGCGCUCAGCAGGAGUUGGCCAGGGAGUCUGGGCUCAUGGACUCCACCAGUGGCAAAUCUAAAGAGGACCUAGUUCUACAAGACGACCUAGUUCAGCUACUGCCCAUGAUCAGUGAAGCCAAUGGCAUGUCCGAGGAACUCAGCAAGAAAGUCCACUUUGAAAUUUGUCUUGUAUCUCCACAGUCUCGGGGGCUGAGGGAGGGCAGCACUGAGGUCAUGGUAAAGCUAAAGAGUUUAGAAAAUGGAAAUUGGUGGCUUCUUCAGCGCAACAAUUUCAUCAACAGAAAGUACAUGAUGCAAGAGAUGUAUCAAAACUACAUAGAAGGGGAGGUCAACUGGGACCUACCAAAGGAUAAAGACCCAUUUUGGGAAUUGCAUACAACCCCAGUGUUAAUAGGAGUGGCAUAUGUUUACUUACAACCCAUUGCUUAUCUUAUUGGAAUGGAUGAGAGCUUGACCAUCAUGGAUUUAAAAGGGAAAGAAACAGGCCAUCUACUGGUGGAGUUAAUUCCCUGUGAUGAGAAGUGGAUAACCCUGAAAGAUGACGUGUACGUGGAAGACCCAAAAGAUCUGAAAGGCAAACCACUGUACUUCAAGAUAAAAAUCAAAGGGGCCAGAGGGAUACCAGCCAAUUUUGAAGUGACCAGUUGCUCUUACAAAUUCUACAUGGACAAUGAAGUGACCAAAACAGAGGAGGUCAAGGGCACUAUCAACCCUGAUUACCUGCAUGAGAGGAACGUCCAUUUUAAAGCUGUCACUGAGCAGCUAAUUAGUCACCUGACCAAUGAAGCCAUGACCGUGGAGGUCUGGGGGCAGCAAAAAGAAGAAGGCAUGAAAUCUUCAAGUCUGAAACAACCUGUCAGUGGAGCCAGUGGCAAGGAGUCAAAGGGCCAUGAGUCAAAGAGCCAUGAGCCGUCUGCAGCUGAACUGGUGUUACAAAUACAAGAGCAAGUUAAAAAAGCAAAGGCUAAUGGAAUAAAGACAGUUCCAAUUUCCGAGAUAGAAAAUUCUCUGGCCAGGUUAACUGGUGCAGAACCCAGCAACAUCAAAGGUGGAAAAGGAACAUCCAGAGCUUGUUUGAUUCAAUAAUAGAAGUGUGUCAAGUUUAUGACUAGGGAUGUGUGUCAAGUUUACAACCAGGGAUGUGUGUCAAGUUUAUGACUAGGGAUGUGUGUCAAGUUUAUGACUAGGGAUGUGUGUCAAGUUUACAACCAGGGAUGUGUGUCAAGUUUACAACCAGGGAUGUGUGUCAAGUUUACGACUAGGGAUGUGUGUCAAGUUUAUGACCAGGGAUGUGUGUCAAGUUUACGACUAGGGAUGUGUGUCAAGUUUACAACCAGGCAACUCUCUCCUGGCCAAAGGAGAAAUUGAAGGCAACUCUCUCCUGGUCAAAUGCAGAAAUUUCCUUUAUUAAACAUUUGUCCACAUUUUUUCUUUCUUGUGUUCACAAGCUCAAUAUUUUUUUCUUCAACCUUUUGUACACAUGAUGUAAACAAUGUACUGUUGAUGUCUAUCUAUAUUCCUUCAAUUAUUGUUAUAAAUUGAUGUCAACAUUUGAUACAAAACUAUGUGGCAAAUGAAUAAAGCAAGUCCCUAUCUGAUCCUGCCCCCCCAGAUUUACUAAGCUGUUUUUUGUGUUGGCUCAAUGCUGUUAAUCAAAAGUAAUUUUGUAAAUAUUUACCCUGCUUGUUUUAGCCUGUCAGUUGUGCUGUGUAACCCUUUGAUCACUCACACACAAUAGGCCUCUCUGUUGCAUUCAGGUUUUUUGUACACUACCACAUUUUUCAUUAAAGUGAAUUUUAUAAAGUAAACUCAGUUUAAAAAUCA
This is a messenger RNA of Physella acuta, 3751 nucleotides long. Its product is annotated as kinesin-like protein KIF28. Lineage: Eukaryota; Metazoa; Mollusca; Gastropoda; Physidae. Gene Ontology annotation, biological process: microtubule-based movement. Gene Ontology annotation, molecular function: microtubule binding; microtubule motor activity; ATP binding. The record is from RefSeq and is a predicted model, not a curated record.